AUGUCAACUAUUCAAGGCAAACGUAGAGUUAGAACAGUUAACAUAAAACUUUUAAACAAAUUAUUUGAGAAAUUCUUAGAUAUUAUUAACAACAUUGACGAUGAAAACCAGUUUAGUAACCUUAGUGACUUAAAAGACACUUUAAACGAAAAAUACAAUAAAGGCACCCAAUUGGAAGAGAUAACCUUACUGGUUGAGGAUGAGGACGAGUUAGAAAAUGAAGUAGAAUCUUCUACAGAAUUUAAUCUAGUAUUCAAAAGUGAAAUUUCUAAAAUUAAUAAAGAGUUGAAGAAAUUCGACAUUAAAACUGAAUGCAAUAGUUCAUUUAGUAACUUUAAAAACAAGACAGUAAAAUUACCUGUUUUAAAAUUAGAUAAUUUUGGCGGAGAACCUGAAAAGCGGACAUCAUUUAAAGAAAAUUUUGAAUGUGCUAUAGAUAUGAAAAAUGAUCUGUCAGGAAUUCAAAAAAUUACUUAUCUUCGAAACUUGCUAAAAGGCUCAGCUUUGUCAUCUAUUUCAGGUAUCAGUUUAUCCGAUGAAAACUACAAAAUAGCUUUAGACAUCCUUAAGGAGCGUUAUGAAAAUAAGCAUAAUAUGAUAUCAUUCCACAUGAGAUAA
Messenger RNA from Hydra vulgaris (swiftwater hydra), 618 nucleotides. RefSeq lists its product as uncharacterized. The record is from RefSeq and is a predicted model, not a curated record. Lineage: Eukaryota; Metazoa; Cnidaria; Hydrozoa; Anthoathecata; Hydridae.